UUGAGUGCCAGGAGAGACGGUUAGCUGUGAAUGUUGAUGCCAAAACUUCAGUGCCCAGUGCCACUCCCACUGGCAGCCAGCACACAUCCCAUAUCCGACUUCCCAUGUGCCCAGCCACAUUAUGAUCGAUGAGUGGGAGUGGUCAGAAGGUGCGGCUGUGGCGUGGACGGCGGUAGUUUGGGUGGUAGUGGUUGUGGGCGGUGGGGUCAACGCAGCAGUUCUGGUACACUGGUUCUCAUCCCACCCUACCUACGAUACUCCAAUAGUGGCACUACACGUUACCGACUUCUUCAUGUGUGUGCUGGCUGCCCCUCUCAGGUACACCCACACACCACCCAUUCCUUCCUCUUCUCCCUCGAGUGCCAGCGACGUUGUGACACCGACAUCUUCACAUAACUUGCUACUCCAAGAACCCAGUUUAUUGUCUAAGCAAGAACUUACUGUCAUCUUAAGCCGUACCGCAUUUAACGGCAAUACCAGCACACAGACCAGUAUGAAUGACAUCACUGCCAACCAAAGUGAUCUCACAUCUGAAAACAUCACAAGUAUGGACAGCCACAUAUUUGAUGAUAAAACGAGCCUAGGUGAUCUCACAUUGGAUACCAUCAGCAAAACGACUGCGGAAGGUGAGUUGAUUACAAGAGGUCUGGCUCACGCUGUUGUGUUGUGUGUAUGUCUGGCGUCCUUACACGUGGUGGUGACGGUGGCACUGUACCGCCUGGCGCUGCUCUGGCGCUGCCCCACCGCUCUCCCCAUCCUCUCACGCCUGGCAUCACCAGUACUGGUGCUGAUGGUUGCGGUUGUUGGUGCCGGGCUGCUGGUGGGAAGCCUGCACGCUACCAGUAACUUCACAGCCGAACUUCCACUGCUGGGCCUCACUGGCUUUCCUUCCCUGGGAUCUUUUCCUCCUGCUCAGGUGAUAGGCUUUCUCUUUUAUGUGACGAGUUUAUGUGGUACUGCUACACUAUGUUAUAUUCUUAUUAUCGCGGUUCUGGUACAUCAGGGAAGAGGAAAUGUAAUACCGGCUCCCUCAGCUCUUCCUGGGCGGCAGCUACCGUCAUGCCACAUUGUCAGCAGUGAAGUUCCUUCAUCCCCAGAAACCCAGACAGUAACACAAGGUUACGGCCACGGGAGGACGGUGAGAGCGUGCAUGACCGUUAUAUCAGUGUUGGUGACAUUGUUGGUGUGCUGGGUUGUACCUGUGAGCCUGGCACUCUAUGCUGUCAUCAUUGAUGCCUCUAUGACACCAGUAAUUCCAUAUAGCGACGCCCUUCUUCUUCUGUCUGGCCUCAUUCACCCAUUUAUGUACGGAGAAGGUUGGGCUGCCCUGGCGGCCUGUGUAGCCGGGCUGCGACAUACGUUUUCUUCUGUAGCGUACCGACUGGGAGUAACAAAGCCAAUAAAAACGAGGAUUCGUGCCACACAUACGGACAGGGAAGAGCACAGACAGGGCAGAGCGUUGUGCUGCUGGCCCUGCAGGAAACGGUAUCAUCUCCCGGAUGCUCAGUUCUCAGAGGCUGCCACAUUUGUCAACAGCUUUUCCUUCAAACGUGCUGUCUCGCGUCAAGACCCAGAGCAGUGAUGGAUGCCACGAACAACCUCUCCAUAGGCGUGAAGCUGUGCCACUCGUGCACGUACAAUGGUCAAAUGUAUUGCUCACGUAAUAUCUGUACCAGAGCUGAUUAACCUUAUUGUUCACAGGACCCUCAUUGUUCCUGCGGCAUCCGCCAGGAGGUCGCACUCUAAAAAUUUAAUUUACAUUAAACUUUGUAAUGUUAUGAAUGAAAUAAAAAAUAGAAAAGGCUUGGAGUC
This is a messenger RNA of Cherax quadricarinatus, 1812 nucleotides long. RefSeq lists its product as uncharacterized. The record is from RefSeq and is a predicted model, not a curated record. NCBI's taxonomy places the organism in Eukaryota, Metazoa, Arthropoda, Malacostraca, Decapoda, Parastacidae.